CUUGAUGGAGCCUGUCCGGCUACUGGCCUCAUCGCGAUUGCCGUAGGGAGACAUUGCAGUCUUCCACAGCUAGCGAAAGCCAGUAUGCCGCAGCAUGACGACGACACGCCCAACAUCCAGAAGAUCCCGAACCGCCCCCAAAGGACCUGACCGAGGUAUCGCGGGCCGUCUUGCGCAGCGAGCAGGCGAAGAGGUGGACCAAGAAGUACAGGACCGAGGUCGCGGCGAGCUCGAGCAGUCUUCUCUCGACUUUUGUGGCGUAUCCUCUCGACUCGGUCAAGACGAGGUUGCAAGCCUACAAGUUCAACUCCUUCAGCGACUGCGUGCGACACACCUACAGGACUGAGGGCUUCCACGGCUUCUGGCGCGGUGUAUGGUCGCCCCUCCUCAGCAUAACCCUCGUCCGCACCGUCUCCUUCUCGAUAUACCAACGCUCCAAAUACGCCCUCGAUGACUGGAUAUACCAGGCCACCGGCAGUUCGCCGCUCGUCAUCGCCAACACCAAAGGCGCAUACCCCACGCUAUCGACAAUAGCAUGCUUUGGAUUGGCAGGAGCUGGCGCGGGUGCCACCAUCACGGCAAUAGCUUGUCCGUUCGAGCUGACCAAGCUA
Messenger RNA from Parastagonospora nodorum SN15, 611 nucleotides. RefSeq lists its product as hypothetical. The transcript is spliced from 5 exons. Bases 95 to 346 code for a protein of 83 amino acids. The record is from RefSeq and is a predicted model, not a curated record. NCBI's taxonomy places the organism in Eukaryota, Fungi, Ascomycota, Dothideomycetes, Pleosporales, Phaeosphaeriaceae.